Pimephales promelas (fathead minnow) is the source of this 1673-nucleotide messenger RNA. The record is from RefSeq and is a predicted model, not a curated record. Lineage: Eukaryota; Metazoa; Chordata; Actinopteri; Cypriniformes; Leuciscidae.
AUCAUACCUUUACAAAACUGUGGCCAAUAGCAUCAUAAAUAGGCGUGUCUUAAGCUGUUGUGAUUCUGUUAGCGUCAUUGACAACGGAGCUUUAAUUCUGUCAGUUACAGGAGUAAAAAAUAAAUACUAACGAUAUUUGCAUGAGGACGGUAACAACAUUAUAUCGCUGUCCUUUAAAGAAGCACGAAGGAUCAAUGUUGUGCUUGCUAAUAAGGUCAGAACAUCAGUGACUUCAGAAGCCAUUACAUGCUAGUUAUACUCAUUCAUAUCUAACGUUACCAGAAAAAAAUUAUGCGAAAAUGAAUCAAGCAAGAACAGCUAAAGAAAGGAUUUGCUCUUCGAUAACGCAAAAGAAUGUAUUAAAAGAAAAUAAAAGGAUAACGAAUGGAAACAGAAGAAAGGCCAAAGGUGUGAGAGUGUUGGCCGAGAGGAACCCGGCUGUGGCGCCAGUGGGUGUUUGGGUGGAGAGUGGAGAUGAGUGUCAGGAACAUCCCGCGGUCCGGGCUUUGCUUACGGAAGAGCUUCUGGAGGAGACCCGACGAGAGAAAGAGGAGAGUCUGCGCCGGUUUCAGGAUGCAGUUCGUAAACGUGUUUCACAGCAGGUCCAUCUGCGCAAGCAACAGCAGCUACUGAAAUCAUAUGAGACAGUUGAAUGUGAGGACAAAGUAUUGCAACAAACCAGCCAUCGCCUUACACCUCAAACCAAUGUAUUUCCUUCCUGGACACAUGGGGAGCGAGUUAUCUGCAGUCCCAGCUCUCGCUUGGUCAGUGCUCAGGGGACAGAGGCCAUUUCUUCCAGUCAGCACACACAUCAUGUACGGGUCAGUAAAGUCAGGAAGCAGGUGAGACACAGACUUGCUGCUCGUCAAAUAGUGCAAGAUGGAGAUGAACUAUCACAGCUACCUGGUGGGAGAUGGAAAAUAUCCCCAGCUAGAAAUAAACCCGAAUCACAUACUUUGAGUGAUCAGAAGGAUUAUACUGAAGGUUCGAAUGAUGGAGGAGAGGAAAACGAGCAGGAUGUUGACUCGGAAGAUGAGAUGCUGUUGGGGCAACAUGAUCAACCUCUUCAUUUGCAUCACCACAGAAGCAAGGCUGUAACUUUUCAGAACGAUAGGGUCUAUGGUCCAGAUCCCACGGGUUCCCGCACAGGCUUUACUACUGACUACAGAGCGUCCCAAGUGCUUUGGCCUCAUGAGAAUCAGGAGGAGCUAAAGAGGCAGAGGCAGUCUCAGUUCCUCAUGUAUCGACGUCACUUCAUGGAUACUGAGCGAGAGCAAGUGAAGGAGCACCAAAGGCACAGGAAACAUCUUAAGAGAACUGCAAGGAUUAAGAAUGAAAAAGAACAACUCAGGAAAGCUGAAGAGAAGAAGAUGGAAAGGCAGCGACAGCUGGAGGAAGAAAGAAAAGACAUGGCUGAGAGGGAGUAUUUGAUUUUGGAGCGAUUGAGGCUUGAUGAGGAGGAGGCAGCAGAGACGGUAGAGAGACGAGAAAGAACAAAAGGGAUCAAAGAAAGCAAACGGUACAUUGAGGCUAUGCAGGCUCUGCUGAAGGAGAAACUGAAGAAGGACAAGGUACAGCUGCCUCCCCUGUGUUCCUGUGGAGACACUUUCUGGGACAGCCAUCCUGACACCUGCGCCAACAACUGUAUCUUCUACAACAAUCCAAAAGAUUAA